GUCAGUGUCGCAACGGGAAGUAUUUCGGCGGGAAGCAGUGCUCGUGGUGUUUAUAAUCUAGAAGUGUGCGGGAUUUUAUACAAAACAGUUAUUUUAAAAUAGUUUAAAGCCUACAGCGAUGACUUGUAGAAGAGGGGCUUUAAUCGUUCUGGAGGGGGUGGACAAGGCUGGGAAAACCACGCAGUGUAGGAAAUUGUGUAAUGCUUUAAAGGAAACUGGAAAGUCUGUGGAGAUGAUGAGAUUCCCAGACAGAACAACACAGAUUGGGCAGCUGAUCAGUUCUUACCUGGAGAAAAAGAACAACCUGGAGGACCACACAGUACAUUUGCUCUUUUCUGCAAACCGCUGGGAGUUGGUGCCUUCCAUGAAGAAGAUGCUAGAGCAGGGAAUCACCCUGGUGGUGGAUCGCUAUGCUUUUUCUGGAGUGGCUUUCACCAGUGCCAAACCUGACUUCUCUCUGGAGUGGUGUAAACAUCCGGAUGUGGGUCUGCCAAAGCCAGACUUGGUGAUCUUCUUGCAGCUGAACCACAGCGUAGCAGCACAACGUGGGGAGUUUGGAGUUGAACGAUAUGAGACCAGCGCUUUUCAGCGUACAGUCCAACAGAGAUUUGAACAACUUAUGAAGGACCCGUCUGUUAACUGGAAGGUGAUUGAUGCAGACAGAAGCAUAGAAGCAGUACACAAUGAUAUUAAAGUGCUUUCUCAGAACACUAUCAACAUGUGUGAAAAUACGCCGAUCGGAGAACUCUGGAAAUGACCAGCUCAUCCUUAUAAAGACAAGAUCUCAAACUCCUCAUCUUCAGAGUCAAAGAAACGCUCGAGACGGUCAGAGUCUGAGAAAUCUGCAAAGAAUAAAUCAUCCGUACUCAGAAUCACUAUAAAUGUAUUACAGUGUGAGAACGUAUAUUUU
Messenger RNA from Clarias gariepinus (North African catfish), 910 nucleotides. It is a transcript of the gene dtymk, whose product is annotated as deoxythymidylate kinase (thymidylate kinase). The transcript has 6 exons. Gene Ontology annotation, molecular function: ATP binding; dTMP kinase activity. Gene Ontology annotation, biological process: dUDP biosynthetic process; dTTP biosynthetic process; dTDP biosynthetic process. Bases 119 to 757 code for a protein of 212 amino acids. The record is from RefSeq and is a predicted model, not a curated record. Lineage: Eukaryota; Metazoa; Chordata; Actinopteri; Siluriformes; Clariidae. Gene Ontology annotation, cellular component: cytosol; nucleus; mitochondrion.